Messenger RNA from Caenorhabditis angaria, 459 nucleotides. NCBI's taxonomy places the organism in Eukaryota, Metazoa, Nematoda, Chromadorea, Rhabditida, Rhabditidae. The record is from the annotation of a GenBank genome assembly.
AUGCCAACAAGAGGAUCAUUCGGAACAGUGAUAAAAGGAAAAUUGAUGAAAUUGAAGAUAGAUGUCGCCAUCAAGAGAAUACAUGAAAAGGCAACAGAAGCGAACAUCUCGGAAGCUUGGGACGAAGUUCGUAAAAUGCGAACAUUCGAUCAUCAAAAUGUCAUUCGAAUUUAUGGCGUUAUUAUCGACUCGUUGCCAAUCAUGAUUGUCAUGGAAUAUGUCGAGUCUGUUGAUGAAGCAAAACCUCCCAAACGGAUAUCGUGUGUCUUUUGUGGCUGGAUUACUGUGUGGAUUACCCUUUCUGGGCAUGAGUUGAAUUUCGGAUCUAUUCGCUUAUUGAUCGAUUCAUUCGUUGCCAACAAAACCCCGGUUAUCGAUAAUCUUUUUCUAAUUCGCCAAAUACCAAGAAAAUCAUGGGAAUUGUCCAAAGAUGACAUUGUAUUUCCACAAGAACAAUGA